Corylus avellana is the source of this 1442-nucleotide messenger RNA. RefSeq names its product GDSL-like Lipase/Acylhydrolase superfamily protein. The record is from RefSeq and is a predicted model, not a curated record. Gene Ontology annotation, molecular function: hydrolase activity, acting on ester bonds. NCBI's taxonomy places the organism in Eukaryota, Viridiplantae, Streptophyta, Magnoliopsida, Fagales, Betulaceae.
UAUCAUAACUUUACACUAGAGAACAAUCCUCAUUUACAACAGUUGUUGGCCACAAUUUCUUGCCAUCUCCAGCUUUCACCAUGAAACCCUUUUUCCUCAUAUCCUUCUUGUACUUAACUUUUGGGGCAGUGUCAUCAAGUUCUCAACAAUAUGAGUCAAUUUUCAACUUCGGUGACUCCCUUAGUGACACGGGAAAUUUCCUACUUUCCGGCGCCCUGGCAUUUCCAGUCAUAGGAAAGCUCCCCUAUGGCGAAACCUUCUUUCGACACGCAACGGGGCGGAGCUCCGACGGACGCCUGGUGGUUGAUUUCAUUGCCGAGGCAUUUGGGCUGCCGUAUCUUCCUCCCUAUCUAGCAAUAACCGGCGGUAAAGAUUUCCGGCACGGAGUAAAUUUUGCUGUUGCCGGAGCCACCGCACUCGACUCACAAUUCUUCUAUGAACGAAGAAUCGGAAAACUCCUAUGGACAAAUGACUCUUUGAGCGUUCAGCUUGGUUGGUUUAAGAAGCUUAAGUCCUCCCUUUGCACAAGCAAACAAGAUUGUGAAAACUACUUCAAGAAAUCGCUCUUUCUCGUGGGAGAAAUCGGUGGGAAUGAUUAUAAUUAUGCUUUCUUUAUCGGUGGAAGCAUUAAACAACUUCAAGCCUCCGUACCUCUUGUUGUUGGAGCAAUUACUACUGCCGCCAGUGCAUUGAUAGAGGAAGGUGCGGUGGAGCUGAUGGUGCCGGGGAAUUUGCCGAUUGGGUGCUCGGCGGUGUACCUGACGUUGUUUGGAAGCCCAAACAAAGCAGACUAUGACCCGAAUGGGUGUUUGAAGGCAUUCAAUGCGUUCUCCAAGUUUCACAAUAAUCAGCUAAAACUGGCUCUUGAGGGACUUAGACAAAAGUACCCUCAUGCAAGAAUUAUUUACGCAGACUAUUAUGGUGCAGCCAACAGAUUCUUUCAUGCACCACGACAUUACGGUUUCUUCAGUGGGACUCUAACAGCUUGUUGUGGAGGGGGUGGACCAUACAAUUUCAACAAUUCUGCAAGGUGUGGUCAUCUUGGAUCCAAAGCAUGUAAAGAUCCAUCCGCUCAUGUAAACUGGGAUGGAAUUCACUUGACAGAAGCAGCUUACAGGCAUAUUGCCAAGGGUGUCAUCAGUGGCCCUUUUUCCACUCCAACCGUCACUUCCUCUUAAUACAUUCCCUCUCAGAUUUAUAGACUGGAAUUGAUUAUCUCAUAAUUCCCUCGCUAGAGGAAAAACAAAAAGCAAAAAGAAAAAAGAAAAAAUGGGGGGAAAAUAAUUUAUAUGGUCUUAAUCUGUUCCUUGAAUAAGGGUAAAUGGAGUACGUGUUUUAUAUUUUUUCCUAAGUUGCUUCUACUGUACUACUUGGUUCUACUUUGAGGCCAAUGUUAUUUCUUAUGUGUUAGGCUAUUGCUAAUUAAAUGGUUUAAUUUACAA